UAUUCAAUUUACGUACGGAGGAUGGGUGAAUAUGGAUCCAUCUCGUGCAGAGGUAAUCUAUGAAAGCGAUUAUGAAAUGCUACACGUGCCGUUUAAAACUCCAUAUUCAAAACCUCCUGUUUGCAUGUAUUCAAAUAUUUACGUAAGUUACCUAACUGUUAUCACCCCAUCCAAAGCUGGAGUAUCACUAACAAGAUAUUCUGAUGAUUCUACACCUGUUCCGUGGAUGGCCACAGGACCAUUUCCAGGCCUGUUUAACCAACUAGUGGCAAUGUUUUGCGUUGGAGAAAUUCCCUCUCAAAACUCUUUUAAAACGGCAGAUCAAUUUUCCAAUGUUGCGUCAUACAUAGGUCUUCCAUCGUUUUGGACGGUAUUCAAUGCUGACUUCGACGACAAUCUAGCAAUGGGUGCGUCUCUGAUGGUGUGCACGUGGAACGCGACAGAUCACGCGUUGGUCGGAUGCGACAGCUCGGAUCACAGCUACGGGGGAGUGGCCAACAUGGACAUACGAAAUGCAGAGCUGGAAGUUCUCGGAACGGUUCUUACAGUGUCCUUUAUCAAGAUCUACGCUAAAGUGCCUCACUGCUUUCUGUCAUUUAACCAACUGAAAGACUACCCGACGAUGUUGAAGGUGUAUAGCAAUGUCACAAGAAAUUCGGUUUCUUUCCGUCGUUAUGUCGACGACAUAAUCAUCCAGUGGAACGGAACCGAGCACGUUAUCCAUUCCAGGUUUACCUUGCUUUGUAUUGGCGCAAUGGCAUGGACUGCUUGAAUGUGGAAGUGAAACUUUAAUGGACAUGACCAGCUGCAACGAUACCGUAAGCUGAGACCCGUACUGGACUCAUUUGCAAUAGCAUACUUCUGUAGCGCGCAGAGAUGCAGAUUGAUAUAUGGAAUAGUAAGAAUUCUUGCGCUGUUGCCAGCAGUAUUGGCUAUAUACUAGAAUACGUGGAUAUUACUCUGCUCUUGCAUAGAAGUAACUUUGCAUUGUGCAACGCUAGCACGAAUAUUAAACAACAAUAAAAACAGA
Molecule: messenger RNA, 1030 nt
Organism: Corticium candelabrum
Lineage: Eukaryota; Metazoa; Porifera; Homoscleromorpha; Homosclerophorida; Plakinidae
Exons: 1
Coding region: 32-772 (246 amino acids)
Source: RefSeq, a predicted model, not a curated record